Molecule: messenger RNA, 8464 nt
Organism: Melanotaenia boesemani (Boeseman's rainbowfish)
Lineage: Eukaryota; Metazoa; Chordata; Actinopteri; Atheriniformes; Melanotaeniidae
Gene: polr2a
Product: RNA polymerase II subunit A
Exons: 29
Coding region: 246-6146 (1966 amino acids)
Biological process (GO): transcription by RNA polymerase II
Cellular component (GO): RNA polymerase II, core complex
Molecular function (GO): DNA binding
Source: RefSeq, a predicted model, not a curated record
UGAGAGCGCUGUAGAGUGUAGAUCAGAAAAGGGAAGGGGGACAGUCGGUGGUCAGUUUAUGCAGGGCAUAAACAUAAAUAAUUAAAUCCCAAAGGCAACCGACAACAGAGGUCCCAGGAAUAUCACCUUCGGAGACUUUCCGGUCACCUUUGGCGGCCUGACCAGCGCCGUGGUGACAAUUUAAAGGCUGUUCCUGCUCACAAAGCGGCGUGCCGAGGAAGGACGCGUCUCUUUGAAUAGACAGGAUGCACGGACCGCCCUCCGGUGACAGCGCAUGCCCAUUGCGCACGAUCAAGAGAGUUCAAUUCGGCAUCAUCAGUCCAGAUGAGCUUAAACGGAUGUCAGUUACGGAAGGGGGAAUCAAAUACCCCGAAACAACAGAAGGAGGACGUCCUAAACUUGGUGGCCUUAUGGACCCAAGGCAAGGAGUUAUAGAACGCAGUGGGAGGUGUCAGACAUGUGCAGGCAACAUGACAGAAUGCCCGGGCCACUUUGGGCACAUAGAAUUGGCAAAGCCAGUUUUCCAUGUUGGCUUCAUAACAAAGAUAAUGAAGGUUCUUCGGUGUGUCUGCUUCUUCUGCUCCAAGCUCUUGGUGGAUUCAAACAAUCCCAAGAUAAAGGACAUCCUGGGUAAAUCUAAAGGGCAGCCAAGGAAGCGUUUGACCCACGUGUAUGAGCUGUGCAAAGGCAAAAAUAUCUGUGAAGGAGGAGAGGAGAUGGACAACAAAUUUGGAAUGGAGCAACAGGAGACAGAGGAGGAUAUUACCAAGGAAAAGGGUCAUGGUGGAUGUGGGCGCUACCAGCCACGUAUCCGGCGCUCUGGCUUGGAGCUGUAUGCUGAGUGGAAGCAUGUUAAUGAGGAUUCACAAGAAAAGAAAAUCUUGCUAAGUCCUGAACGUGUGCAUGAGAUUUUCAAGCGUAUCGCAGAUGAAGAAGACAUUAUCUUGGGUAUGGACCCCAAGUUUGCCCGACCAGAAUGGAUGAUUGUAACUGUGUUGCCUGUGCCUCCACUGGCUGUGAGACCCGCUGUAGUCAUGCAGGGCUCUGCUCGUAACCAGGAUGACCUGACCCAUAAGUUGGCUGACAUUGUCAAGAUCAACAACCAGCUGAGAAGAAAUGAGCAGAGUGGUGCAGCCGCACACGUCAUCGCUGAGGAUGUGAAGCUGCUUCAGUUUCAUGUGGCCACUAUGGUUGACAAUGAAUUGCCAGGCCUGCCAAGGGCAAUGCAAAAGUCUGGCCGCCCUCUGAAAUCCAUAAAGCAGCGUUUAAAGGGAAAGGAAGGACGGGUGAGGGGUAACCUUAUGGGCAAACGUGUGGACUUCUCAGCCCGAACCGUCAUCACCCCGGACCCCAACCUCCAAAUCGACCAAGUGGGCGUUCCUCGAUCCAUUGCAGCAAACAUGACCUUCCCAGAAAUUGUCACACCCUUUAAUAUCGACAGAUUACAAGAGCUGGUACGAAGAGGGAACAGCCAGUAUCCUGGAGCCAAGUACAUCAUCCGUGAUAAUGGAGACAGGAUUGACCUGCGAUUUCACCCUAAACCAAGUGACCUUCAUCUGCAAAUUGGCUACAAAGUGGAAAGACACAUGUGUGAUGGAGACAUUGUCAUCUUCAACCGUCAGCCUACACUACAUAAAAUGUCUAUGAUGGGACACAGAGUUCGGAUCCUGCCGUGGUCCACCUUUCGACUCAAUCUCAGUGUCACCACCCCAUACAAUGCUGACUUUGAUGGAGAUGAAAUGAACCUCCACCUGCCUCAGUCCCUCGAGACAAGGGCAGAGAUUCAGGAGCUUGCCAUGGUACCACGAAUGAUUGUCACACCCCAGUCCAAUCGGCCUGUUAUGGGUAUCGUGCAGGACACCCUCACAGCUGUUCGCAAAUUUACAAAAAGAGAUGUUUUCUUAGAGAGGGGUGAAGUGAUGAACCUACUGAUGUUCCUCUCCACCUGGGAUGGGAAAAUGCCUCAGCCUGCCAUCCUCAAGCCUCGCCCUUUGUGGACAGGCAAGCAGGUUUUCAGCCUCAUCAUUCCAGGACACAUCAAUGUGAUCCGUACACACAGUACCCACCCUGACGAUGAGGACAGUGGGCCUUACAAACACAUCUCACCUGGUGACACCAAGGUUAUAGUGGAGAAUGGGGAGUUGAUAAUGGGCAUUCUGUGUAAGAAGUCUCUUGGAACCUCGGCCGGCUCCCUCGUCCACAUCUCCUAUCUGGAGAUGGGCCAUGACAUCACCAGACUUUUCUACUCUAACAUUCAGACAGUGGUCAACAACUGGCUGCUCAUCGAGGGUCAUUCAAUUGGUAUUGGUGACUCCAUUGCUGAUGCCAAGACGUACCUUGACAUCCAGAAUACCAUCAAGAAAGCCAAACAGGAUGUGAUAGAAGUCAUUGAGAAAGCUCACAACAAUGAGCUCGAGCCGACCCCCGGUAACACUCUGAGGCAGACUUUUGAGAACCAGGUGAAUCGUAUCCUCAAUGAUGCUCGUGACAAAACAGGAUCUUCUGCUCAGAAAUCUCUGUCCGAGUACAACAACUUUAAGUCCAUGGUGGUGGCUGGCUCCAAGGGCUCAAAGAUUAACAUCUCACAGGUUAUUGCUGUGGUGGGUCAGCAGAACGUGGAAGGUAAACGAAUCCCCUUUGGCUUUAAGCACCGAACUCUGCCGCAUUUCAUCAAGGAUGACUAUGGUCCUGAGAGCAGAGGCUUUGUGGAGAACUCCUACCUGGCUGGACUGACACCAACCGAGUUCUUCUUCCACGCCAUGGGAGGCAGAGAGGGUCUGAUCGACACGGCUGUCAAAACAGCUGAGACUGGUUAUAUCCAGCGUCGUCUGAUCAAAUCUAUGGAGUCUGUGAUGGUGAAGUAUGACGCCACAGUGCGAAACUCCAUCAACCAGGUGGUGCAGCUGCGCUACGGUGAGGACGGCCUGGCAGGAGAGAAUGUCGAGUUCCAAAAUCUGGCAACACUAAAACCCUCACACAAAGCCUUUGAAAAGAAGUUUAAGUUCGAUUGCACCAAUGAGCGUGCUCUGAGGCGGAUCCUGCAGGAAGACGUGGUGAAAGACGUGCAGACCAACGCGCACAUACAGAGUGUUUUGGAGAGGGAGUUUGAGAAGAUGAAGGAGGACAGGGAGAUCCUGCGAGCUAUUUUCCCCACUGGUGACAGCAAGGUGGUGCUGCCGUGCAACCUUGCACGAAUGAUCUGGAAUGCCCAGAAGAUCUUCCGAAUCAACACUCGAACUCCAACUGACCUGAAUCCUCUCAGAGUGGUCGAGGGUGUUCACGAGCUGAGUAAGAAACUGGUGAUUGUGAAUGGUGAUGACCCUCUGAGCAGACAGGCCCAGGAAAAUGCCACGCUGCUUUUUAACAUCCACCUGCGCUCCACGCUCUGCUCCAAACGCAUGACCGAGGAGUUUCGUCUUUCCACUGAAGCUUUUGACUGGCUGCUGGGAGAGAUUGAGACCAAGUUCAACCAGUCCAUUGCUCACCCAGGUGAAAUGGUUGGUGCUCUGGCUGCUCAGUCACUGGGAGAGCCAGCCACACAGAUGACACUGAAUACUUUUCACUACGCUGGUGUGUCAGCCAAGAACGUAACUCUUGGUGUGCCUCGUCUAAAGGAGUUGAUCAACAUCUCAAAGAGGCCCAAGACACCCUCACUGACCGUUUUCCUGCUGGGUCAGGCAGCACGUGAUGCUGAGCGGGCCAAGGACAUCCUCUGUCGACUGGAGCACACCACGCUGCGCAAAGUCACCGCAAACACUGCCAUCUACUACGACCCCAACCCUCAGAACACUGUGGUGGCUGAAGACCAGGAGUGGGUGAAUGUCUACUACGAGAUGCCCGACUUUGACGCGACACGCAUCUCACCGUGGCUGCUGCGCAUCGAGCUCGAUCGGAGGCACAUGACAGAUCGCAAGCUGACUAUGGAGCAGAUUGCUGAGAAGAUUAAUGCAGGUUUUGGGGAUGAUCUGAACUGCAUCUUCAAUGAUGACAACGCUGAGAAGCUCGUGCUGCGAAUUCGAAUCAUGAACAGCGACGAGAACAAGUUCCAGGAGGAUGAGGAGGUGGUGGACAAAAUGGACGACGAUGUGUUCCUGAGGUGCAUCGAGUCAAACAUGCUGACAGACAUGACUCUGCAGGGCAUUGAGCAGAUUAGUAAGGUGUACAUGCACUUGCCUCAGACUGACAACAAGAAAAAGAUCAUCAUCACUGAAGAUGGUGAGUUCAAGGCCCUGCAGGAGUGGAUCCUUGAGACAGACGGAGUGAGUCUCAUGAGGGUCCUCAGCGAGAAGGACGUGGAUCCUGUCAGGACCACCUCCAACGACAUUGUGGAGAUCUUCACGGUUUUGGGAAUUGAAGCUGUGCGAAAGGCACUGGAGAGGGAGUUGUACCACGUCAUCUCCUUUGACGGUUCCUACGUCAACUAUCGCCACUUGGCUCUGCUCUGUGACACCAUGACCUGCCGUGGUCACCUGAUGGCCAUCACACGUCAUGGCAUCAAUCGUCAGGACACAGGACCUCUCAUGAAGUGUUCUUUUGAGGAGACGGUGGAUGUGUUGAUGGAGGCGUCAUCCCAUGGCGAGAGUGAUCCGAUGAAGGGUGUAUCUGAGAACAUCAUGCUUGGUCAGCUGGCCCCAGCAGGGACGGGCUGCUUCGAUCUGCUUCUGGAUGCUGAGAAGUGCAAAUAUGGCAUGGAGAUCCCUACAAACAUCCCUGGUAUCAGCGUGGCUGGACCCACUGGAAUGUUCUUUGGCUCUGUGCCGAGUCCAAUCAGCGGCAUGUCCCCUGCCAUGACCCCAUGGAACACAGGGGCCACCCCAGCAUACGGCGCUUGGUCCCCAAGUGUUGGGAGUGGUAUGACCCCGGGAGCAGCAGGCUUUUCUCCCAGCGCAGCAUCAGAUGCGAGUGGCUUCUCUCCAGGUUACUCACCAGCCUGGUCUCCAACUCCUGGGUCUCCAGGUUCUCCAGGACCUGUUAGUCCAUACAUCCCAUCACCAGGUGGAGCCAUGUCACCAAACUACUCGCCCACCUCCCCUGCCUACGAGCCUCGUUCCCCAGGGGGCUACACCCCUCAGAGCCCGGGCUACUCCCCAACAUCACCUUCCUACUCGCCUACCUCUCCCUCUUACUCCCCCACCAGUCCGAACUACAGCCCAACGUCUCCUUCCUACUCGCCCACUUCACCCAGUUACUCCCCGACAUCUCCUUCCUAUUCACCCACGUCUCCCUCUUACUCCCCAACAUCUCCCUCCUACUCCCCUACCUCCCCGUCAUACUCCCCAACGUCUCCUUCUUACUCCCCCACCUCGCCAAGCUACAGCCCCACAUCGCCAAGCUACAGCCCAACAUCACCCAGUUACUCACCCACUUCCCCCUCCUACUCUCCAACCUCACCUUCUUACUCUCCCACUUCUCCAUCCUACUCCCCUACCUCCCCCUCCUACUCCCCCACAUCUCCCUCCUACUCACCAACCAGCCCAAGCUACAGUCCUACGUCACCAAACUACACUCCCACAUCGCCCAGUUACUCCCCUACCUCCCCUUCUUACUCUCCGACAUCACCGUCUUAUUCCCCAACGUCUCCCAACUACACCCCAACCAGUCCCAACUACUCCCCCACCUCUCCCUCGUAUUCCCCUACUUCUCCAUCCUACUCUCCCUCCAGUCCACGUUACACACCACAGUCACCCACUUACACACCCAGCUCCCCCUCAUACAGCCCCAGCUCCCCCUCCUACUCCCCAACCUCACCCAAAUACACCCCAACCUCUCCCUCGUACAGCCCCAGCUCCCCAGAGUACACCCCUACUUCUCCCAAAUACUCCCCCACCUCACCAAAGUACUCCCCAACAUCUCCGAAGUACUCUCCCACUUCUCCCACCUACUCCCCAACGACUCCAAAAUACAGCCCCACCUCUCCUACCUAUUCUCCCACCUCUCCUACCUACACCCCCACCAGCCCCAAAUACUCUCCUACCUCCCCCACUUACUCCCCAACUUCGCCCAAAUACUCACCCACAUCUCCCACAUACUCACCAACUAGCCCCAAAGGUUCCACCUACAGCCCCACCUCCCCUGGAUACAGCCCCACCUCACCCACCUACAGCCCGGCCAUCAGCCCCGACGACAGCGACGAGGAGAACAACUGAUGAGCCGCGGAGGAGGGGAGGCAGCUGAGGAAGCCGUCACCUCAUGGUAAACCACUGAAGGACAGCAUCUUUUAACCAGCUGGGGGUGGCGGUGGAUCAAGCCACAGGAUCUUUAAUUUGGGGCAAAUCUCGACUUCGACUUCUGUGCCUCCACCGUGUUAAAGAGCUGCCUCACCCUCCCACAUUUAUACCCCCUCCCAGAUGUUUAAAACUCAUGUGAAAGACUUGAACUGUUUUGCCUGAAGGAAAAGUUGCCUUUUGAAAUAGUUUUUUUUUUUAUUUUAACAUGGGGUGUUGAAGCAAAACUGAGAAUCCCGAAAGGGAAUGAAAAAAAGAGGAAGAUGUGAACAAUUAAGGGGAUGACAAAGUCCUUUUUCUUUUUAACUUUGGUGUCCUGCAUCCAGCCUCUCUCUCUCAUUCUCUAAAUGUUGGUUGCGUAGCUGCUUCUGGACAGCGUACAUGUUAUUAAAAACCUCUCUGAGAAGUUCAUUGGAUUGUGUUCACUAAAAAUAUAAGCUGCAAAAGAAAUAAAGGAGGGUGACGUUUAGAUUUUGUUUACUGCUUAUUCCACAAAGAUGUUUCCUGUUAAGACAGUUGCUGGGGGCAUUUUUUUGCAUUUCACUUUGGGUGACAUCUGAUGGUGAAGUCUGAGCUCAUCAGCUGAAAUGCAGUCAAAAUGGGAGAGAAACUGGUUUGCAGAGAAGACCUUUUGAGUUUAAACUAACUACAUAGAUGUAUGUACCCAAUGCCCUCCCAUCUUCCUCCUUCACACCCCAGAAAUCUGAAAGAUGUCAUGAAAACACCCACCAGCAUCCUCUUGUCGUCUACCAGUCUGGAGACUUGUACAUCAAAAGCAAAACAAACCUUCAAAAAAAAAAAGUUUUUCUAAUCAUUUUCCCUUAACGCCGUGAAUUUAAAAGAUUUCUAUUUAAAAUGAUUCAGUGUCUGAUUUUGAAUUUGGGAGGCAGACACAGGGAUGAGGGAUAAUAGUUUGGUGAUGCUGCUUUUGUCAUUGUUUGCAUUGUUUGCAUAAGUAGCACAUGUUAAUGCAUUUUAAUCAUCCCUUCCAUGUUUUGCUAAUCUUUGUCCUAUUUCUGAUAGCUGAAGUGUAUACAGGUUUAUUUGGACUAUUUUAUUUAAGAAAGUUAAUUACAAUUCUGUAUGAAUAUGAAUAGAGAGAAAUUAAGAAUUAAAUUUGUUUUCUCUUGUUUGCUUUAGGUGACUUUGUAGAGCUGUUUGCCGGAGGGUCAUGUUCUUAUACUGUGGAUGAAGGGGCAGGGGACAAAUUUUUGUUUUCAUCCACUUUUCUUUUGGCAGAUUUUUACUUAGUACAUUUUUUCUGUUUCAAAGGUAGAGUAAAAAAGCUCAGUGUUUUAUGUUUUCAAUUUUUGGAUAUUGGAGGAAAACAUUUGUCUGGUUGAUCGUAUUAAAGGGGAGGCAGUUUUUCUUUAUCGUCCAAAGAAACAGCACUUUUGGUCUGCAGUAAAAAAGCUCUAUGUUGAUGUCAACUCCAUUUUUAGAAUGGGUGCUUUCUCUCAAAACCCAAUUUUAACAUUGGUAGAUCUAAUAAAAAUGGAUGCUUCUCAUUUCAUUUGACAAUUAAGUUUCCAAAUAUAUUGAAAUAGCUGGAUCUCCUCCCCCUUCAUCCACCAGCUAUUCUCAUUUCUGAAAUCAGUGUUUCGUUGUAUUUUUCUACCCAUGUAUGUACCUGUGCUGGGAGGGAAUUAUAGGGAUGGAUGGGGUGUGUAUUGGCUCUGACUGGGAGUCCUGCAUAGAUUAAAUUCUUUGAGUCAUCUUUGUUCUCAAAAUCUUAAUCUACCUGCAUCAGAUAUAGUCUUGAGUGGAAGGAAUUGCAUCCUCUGGCCUUUGACAUGAAGCGGGUUGGGAAAUUGCACUUAAAUGUGGUUAAGAUCAGCCCAGGCAUUCACAUUUUGUCCAUUAUGUCUGCAUCCAACCCUGCUGUCUUAACUGUGUGCCAUUCUGUCACUUCAGGACUCCCAGUGUGAACGAAUGUCUGAAUGUGUGUGAAAUUUAUGUCUGAAAGUGAGUCGAAUUGAGGAAAGACUUCCCAUGUCUGCGUAAAAAGAGGUUUAACUUAAAGUUGCCACUGUAUAAAAAUCAAGUCAUUUCAUUCUCUGUAUCUGUUCUGAUUUUUCUUUUUUUUUUUUUUUUUUGACUUUGAAAAUGAAUAAAAGUUUUACUAUACGUCUGUUUUUUGUUUAUUUUUUUAAACUACAGAUGUAAGCUUAGCACACUGUUUUAUCCAGCAAGAAGUGUUUCACUUUUCAGGAUUUGUAUUGGAAAUAAAUGAUUUCAGA